Molecule: messenger RNA, 2658 nt
Organism: Botrytis sinoallii
Lineage: Eukaryota; Fungi; Ascomycota; Leotiomycetes; Helotiales; Sclerotiniaceae
Exons: 3
Coding region: 1-2658 (885 amino acids)
Biological process (GO): ubiquitin-dependent endocytosis
Cellular component (GO): cytosol; cytoplasm
Molecular function (GO): protein-macromolecule adaptor activity; ubiquitin protein ligase binding
Source: RefSeq, a predicted model, not a curated record
AUGACAGGCCAAAUCUCAAUCCCAUACUUCACUAGUCGAGGAACGGUAUACUACAACCCUCCCAGUUUCCGAGCAGACAAGACACGGAACACAACUCUUCCUAUCCCACCUUGCCGACCUAGACAACGUCGACCUCAUUCCAUCCAUAUAACUCGUCUCCCCGCAGGCUUUGUUCCAUUUGAUUUAAGACCUCCAUCAUCCCCACCAGGGCCUAAAAAGCCUUCCCGAACCAAGUCCCAAUUGAACAAGCUGGCUUCCCGAGAGAGCGCAAAGCGUGUGCUAGGUUCUGUUUUCUCGCCCUUUUCAUCCCAACCUUCUUCGCCAACAUCCUCUGCCGCAUCAUCCACGAGAUCGCCGAGUCCGCAAGUGAGUCGUUCACAAUCAGUACGGACCAAUUCGGGGGAUCGUCGAAGCAUAUUUUCUAGAAGGGCCCAAUCCAGUUCUGGGUUGGAGGCCGGGUCGGAAGGAGGAAUAAUGACAGGGCCUGGGCCUAGUAAUAUGGAAGCAGUAGGCAUCGAAAACCGGCCCUUAGGAAACAGCCAGCCGGACCUUGAUUUGAGCCUUAGAACUUCAAAGCCAUCCCCAAUAGCGAACAUUGGGGAAAAUGAGAAACCUGUUGCGUCAGGCAACGGUGUAUCUGUUUACGUUCCGUUCGCUGAACCCAUUGUCUACCUGACUGGUUUGGACCACGACGGUACAACUCGCAAUUCUGAAUCCCACAAUACUCUUGGGAUUCUCCGUGGCAAAGUUCGACUUAAUGUUACAAAAAGCGCCAAGAUCAAGUCAGUUACAUUAACAUUCAGAGGAAAGGCGCGAACUGAAUGGCCUGAAGGAUUGCCACCGAACAGAACAGAAACUUUUCAAGAAGACUCGCUUCGAACACAAGUUCUACCAUUCUUCAAUGCUUUGUAUGAAGGUUCUGAUGUCGGCUAUGGAACGCACUGCAAUUACUAUUUGCGGGAUAAAUCUGGGACGACAUCUAUAACCCCUCUGGAUUCACCAAGCUCUGGGAUAUCGACAUUACUCGGUGCUAGAAGUAGAGCAAGUACCCUUAUGACAUCAAAGGAAACAAAGAGGUUGUCACUACAGAAUAACCAGUCCCGUAGCUUUCAAAAGGGAGACUCUCCCAAUGGCCCAACACCCCAACAAAAAGGGUACAAAACUUUCCAUCCUGGAGUAUACGAAUACACUUUUGAAUUGCCAAUUGACAAUAACUCUCCGGAAACCACAAAACUCCCGAUGGCUUCUGUGGUAUGGCAAGUGGAAACUCUGGUUGAAAGGGCGGGUGCCUUUCGUGCCAAUCUUUUUGGAGUCAAGGAAGUACCGGUCAUCAGAACACCAAACAUUGAGUCAUUGGAAUUGGUCGAACCCAUCUCAAUAAGCAGAAAUUGGGAUGACCAGUUACAUUAUGAUAUCAUGAUUUCCGGAAAAUCCUUCCCAAUUGGCUCUAAGAUUCCUAUAGCUUUCAAAUUAACCCCUCUGGCAAAAGUUCAAAUUCACAAGAUCAGGAUUUAUGUUACGGAGUCUAUUGAUUACCACAACAACAGUGGUGAUAUAACUAGAAAGGAUAAGCAACAGAAGAAACUAUUACUGUUCGAGAAAUUGGCGAACCAGGAUCCCUCCAAAGAGUUUAGAAACUCUGAACUGCGAGUUCUCCGUGGAGGCGAGCUCUCUGUUUCAGAAAGAGCUCACGCGCGGGCAACUGCACAGAGGGAGAGGGAGAGAAUAGCAAGACAGUUGGGCACCACCCCAGAACCUCUACCUGAAGAGUCCAACAAUAUACUAGGUGAUCUCGACCUUGGGCUUGACCACUUUGCUGGCCCAACAGAAUUGGAGAUGUCAGUUCAAUUGCCCACAUGCGAGAUGAUGAAGAAGGAUGAAUCCAAACGUCUUCAUCAUGAUUGUUCAUGGAAGAAUGCUAGGGUACACCACUGGUUCAAGAUUGCCAUGCGCAUAUCCCGCAAAGAUCCUGAUGACCCUACUGGUAAAAAGCGCCGCCAUUUUGAGAUUUCUAUCGAUUCCCCCUUUACUAUUCUCAGCUGCCACGCGUCCCAAAUGCAAAUGGCUUUGCCUGCAUACUGUGACCUCGGUGGCCCGAGUGUUCGCUCUCAAAAUGAGCGUCAAUGUGGUUGUCCUAAUGCAGCCAGUGUGGAGAAUACGCCAGUAACAUCAGCCUCGAGAGCUUCUUCUCUUGAUAAUCUGAGGCAGAGUCUUGGUCAGUCGACGGUUGCGCGCCCAGAAACCGCUCAGCUUUUGACUAGACCACCACAAGCACAUCUUGCAAUGAAUACAGCAGUUCAACGACCCAUCCACAUGUUACGCAACCCGAGUUUUGCUGCUCCUGAAUAUGAGGCUGAUGAGCCUCCUCCACCGAUGCCAACACCCCCUCCCAUGUAUGAUCAUGUUGUUGGUACGCCUAGCGUCGACGGGCUUGCUGAUUAUUUCACAAGAUUGGCCGAUUAUGAGGAGGAAGAUCACACAGAUGACGAAGACGUACAGCGAGCUUCAAAUCGUGGCCGUGUGAACGUUGUUAAUCCCAACACGCCAGGUGGGCGGAUCGCUCGAAGCAUGGACAUUAAUCGCGAUUUCAUGUUCAACGCGGCAGCUCUUAACAACAGAAUGAAUCGUGGUGAGGCUGCUGCAGGCAGAAAUGCCUAG